UACAAUAAUUUCAACUUAUUUAAAAUAUAUAUGUUUUUUAUGUUUUUUUAAGAAUUAUUUUAUAUUUUUUAUUAUAGCAUUUAAAUUCAAGGGCCAGUUUAAGAUAGUAAGAGUAGUGAAUUCUAAUAUCACCUAACAAACUACAAGAAGCCAGCACUGAUUGUUUUGAGGUGAGCUUUAGAGAGAGAAGGCAUGAGAUAAUCAAGGUCCACAAAAUUGCUGGAGAGAGAUUGAAGGGGCAUUUUGUAGGAAAGAAUCUGCACUUGAAGUUGCAAUUGAAUCAACUAUUAUAUGAAUCACAAUAUUGAAAAUUGAUGGUUAUUAUCUAACUUUGUACUGUAAUUGACAAAAAAGAAAAUAACUGUUGUCAAAACGUUAUUCUUUCAUCAAAUGGAGACAUUAAAUGCCAAUGGUUUGACAGUGAUUACGCACAUUAAACCAAAACAAAUUGGAAAAUUUGUUAAAUAGCCCUGAGAAUAGCAUGCAAACACCUUGAUUUUAGCACCAGUCUCCAUAUGUCAUGGCUCUUAGAGGUUAUAGGAGAUGCGACCCACAAGAGCAUGAACUUUUCAAGGUUCCAUAUUCAAAGAUAUCACAACAUACACAUACCUUCAUGAAUUAAUUAAUCACAUGACACGUGCACCAAAUUAAGGACAGGUCCUCUAACUUACUUUGCAAGUGACAACUGUCAAUAGUUUGACAUAGUUUUGACGAGCAUCGUACGUGCGCAUUUCCUGUAACAUCAACAUGUCCCCAAACUCUUUGGAAAUUAUCAUGCAAAGAAACAAAAAAGCUUGGGACAACAUCAGAGUUCGUUUUGGUUCAUCAGAAAAAACGCGCAUGGUAGCAUCAAUCUCUUCAAAUUGUCGUUACAUGUUUUUUUCUUUCAAGGAUGCAUAAACAAAACCAUGAUUUAAAUGCAUUUGUUCAUGUGGGGUACUGUCCAUGAUUAUUUAUAGUAAGUACCAGAUGUGAAGAGAGAACAAAGCAAAAUGAUUGGAAAAGAUAGCGGUGUUAUGAAGGCAUGGGAGGCAACGAUGAGAAAGACACACGCAGUUGCCAAGAAGCGUGCAAACAGCAUAUUUGGGACGAUAUCUUUGGCACAUGUUGCGGAUGAAGAAGAAAACAAUGAUGGUUAUGAUGACAACGAAGAGAAUGAGAACGAGGCAUUUGAGGUAUACAUUGAAGAGAAGGUUCUACCAAAUGGGGAUUACUAUACAGGGGAAUGGGCAAAGAACUUCCCACAUGGGCUAGGGAAAUACCUAUGGACCGAUGGGUGCAUGUAUGUUGGAGAAUGGUUCAAAGGGAAAACAAAAGGAAAGGGUAGGUUCAGUUGGCCUUCAGGGGCCACAUAUGAAGGGGAGUUCAAAAGUGGUUUCAUGGAUGGGAAUGGCACAUACACAGGGUGUAAUGGGGAGACUUACAAGGGGCAGUGGGUGAUGAACUUGAAACAUGGUCAUGGUUUCAAGAGUUAUGCAAAUGGGGAUUGGUAUGAUGGGGAGUGGAGGAAGGAUUUGCAGGAUGGGGAGGGAAGGUAUGAGUGGAAGGAUGAGAGCCAUUAUGUUGGGGAAUGGAGGAAUGGGACUAUGUGGGGUAAAGGGUCUUUUGUUUGGGCCAACAAUGGGAAAGUGUUUGAAGGGUUUUGGGAAGAUGGUUUGCCAAAAGGGAAAGGCACUUUCAAGUGGCACGAUGGGAGUUUUUAUGAGGGAAAUUUCAGCAAGGAUGGUAAGGAUCAGAAUGGGACAUACCAUCCCUGUGAGUCAUCAGAGGGGGAAGGGCAUAGUGAAUGGGACCCUCAACAGUUGUAUAAUGAGUUGAACGGGUAUUCAGUUUGCCCUGGGGAGAAGGUUCAGGUUAUGCCAUCACACAAGAGGCUUGCGAUUUGGAGGUCUACAAAGACAGGGGAGAGUGCUAAAAAUAGGAGAAUGUCAGUGGAUGGGAGGGUGAGUGUUGGCUUGGAGAGGCCAAGUGAUAGGUUGCAAAUAUGGGAUGGUGGGGAGAGUGAUGCUAGAACUCCAACUAUGGGGAGUGAUUUGGAUGAAGAUUUGAUGGCUUUACGUGUAGAUGAUGGUAGUGAAAGUUUGACUCAACUCCAACCUCUGAAAGCACCCAAGAAAUCAAAGAGGCAGGGAGAGACCAUAUGCAAAGGACACAAAAAUUAUGAGCUUAUGCUUAAUUUGCAGCUGGGAAUCAGGCAUUCUGUUGCAAGGCCUGCUCCAACAGCAUCACUUGAUCUCAAGCCUUCAGCUUUUGACCCUAAGGAGAAAGUGUGGACAAGAUUUCCACCCGAAGGAUCCAAAUACACUCCACCACAUCCAUCAUGUGACUUUAAGUGGAAGGACUACUGCCCGGUAGUUUUUAGAACUCUUAGGAAGCUAUUCAAGGUGGAUCCAGCUGAUUACAUGUUAUCCAUAUGUGGAAAUGAUGCCCUUCGUGAACUUUCCUCUCCUGGAAAAAGUGGUAGCUUCUUUUACUUAACCCAUGACGACCGUUACAUGAUUAAGACAAUGAAGAAAGCUGAAGUGAAAGUUCUAUUGAGAAUGCUUCCAGCCUAUUACAAUAAUUUUCGAGACCAACAAAACACUCUUUUGACAAAGUAUUAUGGCCUGCAUUGUGUAAAGUUAAAUGGACCUAUUCAGAAGAAGGUUCGGUUUAUCAUAAUGGGCAACCUCUUCUGUUCUGAGUAUAUCACCCACAGACGCUACGAUUUGAAGGGUUCUUCACUUGGACGCUUCUCUGAUAAGCCUGAGACAGAGAUUAGUGAAACCACAAUCCUUAAAGAUCUUGAUCUUAAUUUUAUAUUUCGACUAGAGAAGUCCCGGUUUGAAGAAUUUUGCAGACAAGUUGAUAAGGACUGUGAGCUUCUAGAACAGGAGGGAAUUAUGGAUUAUAGUUUGCUAUUGGGCAUUUAUUUCAAAGAUAUAUCGCCAGAUGGGGAAAUUAUUCCUUUACAAUCUCAUACUCCUACUGGUGAUUCGGAAAAUGAAGGAACUCCCCAUACUUCAAGUGAAGAUACAGAUCAAUCUCAUUAUGAUCCUUCCAGUAUCAUAUUGGGUAUGAAUAUGCCAGCAAAGGUUGAAAGAACAAUAAGAAGAAGCGGUUGCGAAUUACAGCUUGUAGGAGAACCAAUUGGAGAGUUCUAUAAUGGUGUGUUGACUUUUGGUAUCAUUGACAUACUUCAAGACUAUGACAUUAGCAAGAAGCUUGAGCAUGCCUACAAAUCCAUUCAAUAUGAUGCGACCUCAAUAUCAGCGGUUGAUCCUAUACAAUAUUCAAGGCGUUUUCGUGAUUUCAUAUUUAGAAUAUUCACUGAAGACUCUUGAAAGGUAUACGCGAUUCUUCAUUUUCUUAUUUGGAAAAAGCAUAGUUACAAAUAUCCAAUGCAAAAAUAGCAGUGUUGGGGUGUUGCGAGUUAUACCCUUUCUGGCUUGACUUAGUACACUUUUGAAAUUUUCCCAUUUGGGAAGGAAAAUGUUGGUUCUACAAUUGAGAUUCACAUGAUUUUGCGUACUAAAUCAAACCUAUUGUUUAUUGUACGUUCUGAAUUACCUUAAUUCUUUGUAUAGUACAAACGUACAGUAUAAAUAGUAUACAUGAACAUUCAACACAUAAUAGAGAAUAAUAGAGAAUGCUGAAAGCAAGAGUGACUGUGUAUUGCAUCUUGUAGCUAGAAUAUAAUAUUGCAUCGUUUAUUAGAAAUUCUUUUAUAAGAGAUGGAGAGGGUUGAUAGGGUAUUCCAGCUUUUUGUAUCUGAUUGGGAUGUAUAU
This is a messenger RNA of Glycine soja, 3767 nucleotides long. Its product is annotated as phosphatidylinositol 4-phosphate 5-kinase 5-like. The coding region runs from base 993 to 3323 and encodes 776 amino acids. The record is from RefSeq and is a predicted model, not a curated record. Gene Ontology annotation, biological process: phosphatidylinositol metabolic process. The transcript has 8 exons. Lineage: Eukaryota; Viridiplantae; Streptophyta; Magnoliopsida; Fabales; Fabaceae. Gene Ontology annotation, molecular function: ATP binding; 1-phosphatidylinositol-4-phosphate 5-kinase activity.